Phyllostomus hastatus (greater spear-nosed bat) is the source of this 6120-nucleotide messenger RNA. RefSeq names its product armadillo repeat containing X-linked 4 (gene ARMCX4). The coding region runs from base 359 to 5989 and encodes 1876 amino acids. The record is from RefSeq and is a predicted model, not a curated record. Lineage: Eukaryota; Metazoa; Chordata; Mammalia; Chiroptera; Phyllostomidae. The transcript is spliced from 4 exons.
CAGCUCCCCACUGUCCUGCACACCGCGGGUUGGUGUUGCGCCCAGGAAAGCCAGGCAGAUCUACUUGCAGGUAUUUACAGAGCUUGACAUGACUGGAAGCAAAGAAACAAGGAGGAAAUUGCCCCUGAUCAGUCAAGAAUGGUCUGUAGAUAUGCUUUAGGGUAUAUCACCAACCAAGAGAAGGAAAGAGGAGGGAAUGGCCUCAGAUCAAUACAGGUCCACCUCCAGUGACAGCUGAAGUGGCCUUUGAGCUGAAGAUCAGUACACUUACAGGCCUACACUUAGACCUACCAUCCUCUUUUCCCAGGCCAUCUGAGCCCCACUGUACCUUGUUCAUUCCUUCAGCAGGGGUGAUUACAUGGGUCACAUUCAGGAAGUGGGCUGGGUGACUGCAGGACUGGUGAUCUGGGCUGGUACCUGCUACUACAUUUACAGAUUAACCAAGGGAAGAGCCCAGAGUGUGAGGAGACUUGCCAGCAAUGGGUCUAGAGUCAAGAAGGAGACCGUGGCUGGGGUACAGAACCAGACCUUGGACAUGAAUGAAGCCAUGGAUGGGACAGAGAUUGAGGUUAGACCUAGGGCCAAGACUGGAGCAGAAACUGGAACAGGAGGUGGGGCUGGGGCUGAAGUAGAGACCAAGGUUGCUGCUAGAGUCAGACCCGAAGCCAACUCUCAGGCCAAGGCAAUGGCUGGGGCUGAGGAAAAGGCAGAAACCCAAUCUGAGGUUAAAACAGUGAUCAUGACCAAGGCAGUGACUCUAGGUGAGACCAAAUUGAAAGCCAAGGAAGUGGCCAUGAAAGAGGCAGUGACCCAAACUGACUCUGAGGCUGAGAGAAUAGUCAAGAAAGAGGCAGUGACCCAGACCAAGGCUAAAGUUUGGGGAUUGGUUGCCAAGGCAGAGACCAAGAAAGAAUCAAUGACCCAGAUGAAAGUGGAAGCUCAUAUUUGGGCUGAAAAAGAGACAGAGAUGAACAGAGUACUGGUGACACAGAAUGAGGCCUUGGCAAUGACCAGGGAAGGGGCCAAGAUGAAUACCAUAAAUAAGACUGGAAUUAUGGCUGAGACUAAAUCAAGAGCCCUGGAAGAGACUGUGAAUGUGACCAACAUUCAGUCUGAAGCCAGGCCUGGAACCACAGUUGAUGUUCAGGGAAAUGUUAAUAUCAUGUCCAGCGCAGAAGCUGGAGUAGAUAUAAGGUCUUAUGUACCAUCUCAGACUAUGGCCAAGAUCCAGGUUGAUGGCACAUCUUGUGCUGGGUUUGAAGUCAAGGAAAAUCACAAAAUUAUGUCUUGGGUGAGGACUGGGGCAGACAUGAGGGCUUCUGCUCAAUUUGAGAUUAUAACCAAGGCUCAGGCUGAGACCAUGACUAGGACAAGGGUUGACACUGGGGUUAAUACCAACGCCACAUGUAAGGCAGGGAUGCGGACAUAUAUGAGAGCUUCUAUACAACCUCAGACCAUGGCCAAGAAACAGGCUGAAGCAACGUCUGGUGCCAGGGUUGAUGACAGCAGAAAUACCAAUGUCACAACUAAGGCAAUGACUGGAGUUGACAUGAAGGCUAUCACUCAGCUUGAGGCUAUGUCUGAUGUCAGGUUUAAGGGUACAGGCAAUUCCAAUGCCAUGUCUAAAAUAAGAGCCAAGGCAAACUUGAGGGUCAAUUCUCAAGUUGAGGCCUUGUCUGAUUCUAGGGUUAAGACCAGAAGCAACCCUAAUGCUAUUUCUAAGUUAGGGGCUGGGACAGACAUAUUGUCUUAUGCACAGCUUCAACCUAUGGCCAGUGUUCAGGUUGAUGCUUUGCCUGAUGGCAGGAUUAAGGCUAAGGGCAAUGCCAACAUUAUGUCUCAGGAAGGGGCUGGAACAGACACAAAGGCACAGUCCCAGGCUUCUGCCAUGAGCCAGAUUGAAGCCUUACCAAGUACAAGAAGCAAGGCUGGGGGCAAAGUCAAAGGCAAGUAUAAAGCAGAGGUUGGGACAGACAUGAAAACAUGUGCACAAUAUCAGGAUGGAGACAAGAGUCAAAAUGAUGCUUUGCCUGAUUCCAGAGUUGAUGACAGGGGAGUUCCUAAUGCUUUUCCUAGGGCAGGGGCUAAGGCAGAAAUAAGGGCUCAUGGUCAGCCUCAGGUUAUGGACAAUGCCCAGGAUGAAGCUUUCUCUGGUAUCCAGAAUAAGGUCUGGGGCAAUCCCAAUGUUGUGACUAAAGUAGAGGCUGGGUCAGACACAAUGGGCUUGGCCCAGCCUCAAACAAGUAUGACAAUAUCUUCUUGGCCCCAAGCUGUGGCCAGUUCCCAGGAUGAGGCCUCACCUGGUGCCAGUAAUAAGGUCAGGGGCAAACCCAAUACUUUGUCUAAGAAAAAGACUGUAGUAGAUACAACAGGUUCCACCCAGCCCCAGGAUGUGUCAAAUUCCCAAGGUGAAGACUUGCUUGGUGCCAGGAGUAAGAUCAGGGACAGACCCAAUGUUGUGUCUAAGGCAGAGGCCAAAGCAGAUGCACUAAGCUCCACCCAGCCCCAGGUUGUGACUAAUUCCCAAGGCGAAUUCUUGCCUGGUACCAGGAAUGAGGUCAAGGGCAAUGCCAAUGCUGUGCAUAAGGCAGGGGCUGGGCCAGAGAUGGUGGGCUCUGCCCAGCUCCAAGCUGCCACCAGUUCACAGGGUGAGGCCUUGUGUGGUACUAAGAAUAAGGUCAGGGACAAUCCCAAUGCUGUAUCUAAGGCAUGGACUGGGCCACAUGCAAUGGGCUCUGCCCAGCUGCAAGCUAUGACAAAUUCUCAAGGUGAGGCCUUGCCUGGUGCCAAGAAUAAGGUACAAGACAAUCCCAAUGCUGUGUCUAAGGCAGAGGCCAGGGAAGAUGCAACAGGUUCUGUCCAGCCUCAAGCUGUGGCCAAUUCUCAGGGUGAAGCCUUAUCUGGUACCAAGAAUAAGGUCAGGAGCAAUUCUAAUACUAUGUCCAAGUUAGAGUCUGAAGCAGAUACAACAGGUUCUUCUCAGCUCCAGGCUGCAGACAGUUCCCACAGUGAGGCCUUUCUUGCUGCAAGGAAUAAGGUCAAGGACAAUUCUAAUGUUGAGUCUAAGGUAGAGGCCAGGACAGAUACAAUGGGCUCUAGCCAGCCUCAUUUCAUGAUCCUUUCCCAAAGUAAGACUUUGCUUGGUGCAAAGGAUAAAGUUAUAUCCAAGUCUAAGGCAGAAGCCACACAAGAAGGUGUUGUCAAUGCAGAUCCCAAGCUUAAGUCCAUGCCCACUUCUGAGAGUGAGGGGUGGGCUGGUACUCAGGCCUGUGGAAAGGCUCAGCCUAAGGUCCAUGACUAUUACUGGAAUGGAAUUGGUAUUGAAGAUUGGAUUGCUUCUGAGCGAUGGAUCAAAUUUAGGUUUCAGGCCAGGGAUGGAUACUGGGAGAAUAGCAUGUCCUGGGCUGAUGAUGAGAAUGAAGCCAGUAUUGAGUCCUGGAGUGGUGCUAGUUAUAUAUCUGGUAUUCAGUCCUGGGCUGGGGCUUGUGAUCAGGCUGACAUUAAGCCCUGGCCUGGGGCUAGGAUUGAGAAUGAGGUUGAUAUUGGAUCCUGUGAUGAAUCUGGGGACCAGGUCAGUGGGGAUCUCUGGGCUGGGAAUAAGGCCAUUGGAGGGUCUUGGACUGGGGCAGAGAACCAGGUCAGUGGGGGGUCUUGGGUUGACACUGGGAAUAAGGCUACUAGAGAAUCAUGGACUGGAGGUCAGGUCAGUGAGGGUUCCUGGGCUAGGGGCCAGGCCAGUGGGGUGUCCUUGGCUAGGGAAGAGGUCAUUGGAGGGUCCUGGCCUAAGGCUCAAGAACAGGCCAAUGGAAGGUCCCAGGAUGGGGAUGAGAUUCAGGUAAGUGGAGGUUCCUGGACUGAGUCUAGGGCUGGGAAUGUGGCUAGUAUUGGGUACUGGGCUGGGGCUGUUGGCCAGACUAGCCGAGGGUCCUGGUUUGGGACUAGCAAUCCACCUGAUGGUGUAUCCAAGCCUAGAUUUGAUAAUCAGACCAGUGAAAAUGUACCCUGGGCUGGGGCUGGUGGUCAGGGCAGUGGAGGGUCUAGGUUGGGGUUUGAGGACCAGUCCAGUGGAAGAUCCUUGGCUGACACUGCAGAUCAAGCCAGUGGAGUGUCCAGGCUGGGACCUGUGGACCAGUCUAAUGGUGGGUCCUGGGCUAGGGCUGGGGAACAGGCCAGUGGAAGGUUCUGGUUUGGGGCUGGGAUUCAGGCAGGUAGCUGUUCCAAACAUGUAUUUGAGGAUCAGGCCAGAAGAGGAGGCUCCUGGGCUGGUGCUGGAAAUCAAGCUGGUGAAAAAUCCUGGGAAGGGUGUAGUCUGGGGCCUGAGAAUCAGACAAGUGGAGGGUCCUGGACUGGAGCUGAGGACCAAGCCAAUGGAAGGUCUCAGGUCAGUGCUGGGGCUGAAGCCAAUGAAGGAUACUGGUUUGGGGCUGGGAAUGAGACUAGUAGUAGUGGGUCCUGGUUCUGGAGAGAAGAAUCUGAUAUUAUGUCAAGGCCUGGAAGUAAAAGUGCACCUAGUGUUGAAUCCAGAUCAGGGGCUGGGGAAGAGGGCAUUGUUAGUUCUGGAUUUGGGGUUGAGGACAAGGCCAGUAGUGGGUCCUGGAUCAGAUGUGAAGAGGUUUUUAUGGAUUCCUAUGUGGGGGCUGAGGCUGGAACUGAGGCCAGGAAAGAGUCUUGGCUUUGGGAUGAAGAUGCAACCAUUACAGGGUCUAGGCUUGGGGUUGGGAAAGAGCUUGGCAUGAGGUCCUGGACUUUGCCUAAGGAUAUAGAUGAGGAUGAGCUAAGUAGAGUGUCCAGCCCUGAUAUCGAGGAAAUCAGUUUAAGGUCCUUGUUUUGGACUGAGAGUGAGAACAAUAGUGAGUAUAGAUCCAAGGGUAAGAAUAAUGUCACUUUUGAGUGUGGGGCUGGAGAUAAGGCUAGCUCCAAGGAUAAGCUUGAGGCUGUUGGUGGGGGCAAUGUAAUGUCUUGGUUCAGGGAUGGUAAAGAAAACAGAAGUGAAGACAUAUCUGCACCCAAGACUAAAGCCAAGAAAUCAUCUGAGUCUAGAGGUACAUAUCCAUCCAUGGUUCCUGGAGCAGGAAUGGGGUCAUGGGCGGGAACCAUGAUCUGGACAGAAAUGAAAUUUCCAUACUCAGAUGAGCCCUGCUUACUACCUGAAGAUGAGCUCAGAAAGCAGAUCAGUUCUCAGGAGAAAGCUCAGCCCUGGGGCUGCUGCUGUAAACACAAAGCUAAUAUGGAUCCACGAGAGCUUGAAAAACUCAUUUGCAUGAUUAAGAUGACUGAAGAUCCUUCUAUUCAUGAAAUAGCCAAUAAUGCUCUAUAUAACAGUCCUGAUUAUCCAUUUUCCCAUGAAAUCAUUCAUAAUGGAGGUAGAAUCUCAAUUAUUGAAAGCUUGCUCAAUAAUCCCCACCCCAGUGUUAGGCAGAAGGCUUUAAAUGCACUAAAUAACAUCUCAGUGGCGGGUGAAAAGCAUAAGAAGGUUAAAACAUACUUAAAUCAAGUAUGUGAAGAUACCAUUACCUAUCCCUUGAAUUCAAAUGUGCAGCUGGCUGGACUAAGAUUAAUAAAACACCUGACUAUUAUUAGUGAAUAUCAGCAUAUGGUUACAAAUUAUAUUUCAGAAUUUCUUCGUUUGUUAACUGUGGGAAGUGGAGAAACUAAAGACCAUAUUCUGGGAAUGCUUUUGAAUUUCUCUAAAAAUCCAUCUAUGACAAAAGAUUUGGUCAUAGCCAAUGCACCAGCAUCACUGAUUAAUAUUUUUAGCAAGAAAGAGACAAAAGAGAAUAUUCUUAAUGCUCUUUCAUUAUUUGAAAAUAUAAAUUACCACUUUAAAAGAAGAGCAAGAAUAUUUACCCAGGAUAAGUUCAGUAAAAAUUCCCUUUAUUUCAUAUUCCAACGACCUAAAGCAUGUGCCAAGAAACUUCGAAUCUUAGCAGCAGAAUGCAAUGACACUGAGGUGAAAGAAAGAGUUGAGCUAUUAUUAAGCAAACUCUGAUUAGUUGUAUGUUUUCAAAAAAAUCUGAGUAAUAUUUUGAUUUUGCACUCUGAGGGUAAUGCACUUAGUAAAUUCCAUUAUAACUUUGAAACUGAUGUUACUUAUGAUGGCCUAUGGCUGGACCAUAUUAU